AUGUACGUGAGCUAUCUUUUGGAUAAAGACAUGAGCAUGUACUCGGGGUCCGUCCGGCAUUCUGGCAUCAAUCUGGGCGCUCAGAAUUUUGUCAGCCCGCCACAGUACCCGGACUAUGCCGGCUAUCAUGUCCCCGGGGUCAAUUUGGACAAUCACCCGCAAUCUUCCGGAUCCUGGCCUUCUCCCUAUGGUCCUUCCCGGGAGGACUGGGGUGCUUACGCUGCGCCUGCGAACCCGGUCCAUGCCCUCAAUACUUCACCAGGGACUCUGUCUUACAACCCUGCAGAUUAUAAUUCGGUUCAGACCUCGGGAGCUGCCUCCAUGCAGCCUUUAAACAAUAACCUUCUGGAACAACCUUCUCCCAACAGCCAAAGACGCAACCCUUACCAAUGGAUGAGGAAACCAAAUCAACAGCUAUCAGCUACUGAUAAAACGAGAACAAAGGACAAGUAUCGAGUGGUGUACACGGAUCACCAGAGACUGGAGCUCGAGAAAGAGUUUCAUUACAGCCGCUACAUCACGAUCCGGCGCAAAGCGGAGCUGGCGGCGAACCUGGGGCUGUCUGAGAGGCAGGUAAAGAUCUGGUUUCAGAAUAGAAGAGCAAAAGAGCGGAAACUAACGAAGAAGAAGUUGCAACAGCAGUCCCAACAGGGCUCGGCCCAGCUGAGUCCAGCUCCUCCCGGGACAGCCGCUUCUCUUUCGGUUACUAACGGCGGAAUACUGGCUGCCAACAGCGGUGUUUUACCUGGCACGGUCUCUCAGUGA
Molecule: messenger RNA, 765 nt
Organism: Hemiscyllium ocellatum (epaulette shark)
Lineage: Eukaryota; Metazoa; Chordata; Chondrichthyes; Orectolobiformes; Hemiscylliidae
Product: homeobox protein CDX-1-like
Exons: 3
Coding region: 1-765 (254 amino acids)
Biological process (GO): anterior/posterior axis specification; animal organ morphogenesis; cell differentiation
Cellular component (GO): nucleus
Molecular function (GO): DNA-binding transcription factor activity, RNA polymerase II-specific; RNA polymerase II transcription regulatory region sequence-specific DNA binding
Source: RefSeq, a predicted model, not a curated record